Molecule: messenger RNA, 396 nt
Organism: Stegodyphus dumicola
Lineage: Eukaryota; Metazoa; Arthropoda; Arachnida; Araneae; Eresidae
Source: RefSeq, a predicted model, not a curated record
AUGAAGGCAAUCUCCAGAUCCUACUUCUUUGGGAAGGGAAUUGAUCAUGAUAUUGAAGAAGUUUCUAGGAACUGUGUCUAUUGUAUUAAGUUCAAAUCAGAUCCAGUAAGGGCAAGGGUCCAACACUGGGAAUAUCCAAGUGCGCCUUGGGAACGCAUUCACGCAGAUUUUGAAGGCCCUAUUUUUGAAAGAAUGUUGUUCUUGAUUAUCAUUGACGCACAUUCUAAAUGGCUAGAAAUGUAUACCUUAAAGUCAGCAAAUUCCUUUCAGACAAUUGAAUGUUUGAGAGACUGUUUUGCAAGAUACGGACUGCCUUUAGUAGUAGUGAGUGACAAUGGUCCUCAGUUUGAAACUUUUAUAAGGAAUAAUGGAAUUAACCAUUAUUGGGGAAUUUGA